UCUACUAAAUCCUCAGCCUCACCAAAUAGAAAAAAAUUCAGUACUUCAUUCACAACCAAAAAACUAACACAAGAAAUACAGUUCACUAAAAAGCAGCAAAAUGAAGCCAGUGGUGCAGGAAAACAAGGAGAAAGUUGACACGAAAAACGUCGACAAAAUUAAGUAUAUUGAAAGAAAGUUAACAGAAAAAGGAGUGCAGAGAUUGGAAAGACAUCCAGCAGAUGGGCUACCAUUGAAACAUGAUCCGAAGAAAGGACAUGGCGGAAAGUAUACUUGGGAAGGACCUGAUAAGGAAGCUGUGAAUGAAUUGGAUCCUGCGCCACCGGCAUUGGACGAGAAAGAUCCGAACUAUUUGGAUGAAGAAGCAGAGGAGAAGCUGAUAAAAGAGGAGGAAUUAGGUGGUGUUGUUCUUGGUGAAGUUGAAGUGGCAAAAAUGGCUGAAGAAGGUGUUGCUAGAGUUGAUGUUGAUCCUCAUUUGAAACUCAAUUAGUUUUCUUGUUUAACCGCUUGUUUGGAUGGUUAAACGUAUUGUUAUUUUAAAUACAAUGUUUGUUUUAGUUGUACUUACAUUUUAUUGUAUCGUAUCGUUUAAAUUCGUCCUUACGUAAUGACGAAAAAUGCUACUUUAUGAAACGAUAGAUUUGGUGUGGUUGCGUUA
Molecule: messenger RNA, 658 nt
Organism: Nicotiana tabacum (common tobacco)
Lineage: Eukaryota; Viridiplantae; Streptophyta; Magnoliopsida; Solanales; Solanaceae
Source: RefSeq, a predicted model, not a curated record